UGUCAGAGCUGGAACCAGCCUCCAAACGCCCCCAGUCUCCAGCGUCGUAGUCUGGCCCCGCAGCGCAGCUCUCCAGUGGCCUUAAGGAGAGAAACAACAAAGGACAAUGAUUCACAACCAAAGUCCUCCCCAAAGAGAUUUGCAGUGGUUUCACCCAAACCUCAGUCUCCUGUACGUGGACGAACAGCACAUGUCCACGGGCCUGUUCAGGUGGACAAGCCUCAGGACCUGGACAAGGCUGUGAUCCAGCAGCUGCGUGACCGCUGUGAGCAGCAGGCGCUGCAGAUCCAGAGCCUUCAGGUCCACAUGAAGGAGGCCUCGUUGUGUCUGGACGUUUUCAGCAUCACCACGCAACACUUUUGGAAAAAGAAUGAAAAUGCUGUUGUAAAGGAAAGGGAACUGUCCCUGGAGCUCGCCAAAAUCAGGGAUGAAGUGGCUUUCAGUACUGCACACUGGAAGCAGCUGCAGCGGGAGAAGGAGGAACUGGAGCGGUACUUUGAGCUGGAGUUGCAGGGACUGCGAGCUCGGCAGCAGAGGGAGCUGGGAGCGCUGGAGGAGCGGCUGAAGGAGCAGCACAUGGUUGAGAUGGAGAGUCUGCAGGACCAACAGCAGGCAGAGAUGGAGGAGCUACAAAUCCAGCAGCAGGAGCAGAUUGACGAGAUAAAUGAGAACCACGAGGCGUCGCUGAUGGAGUUGGAGUCUGUUCACAGUGACACUCUGUCCACUCUGCAGGAGGAGCAUGCCAGGACUGUGAAGAAUCUGAAGAUGGCCCAUGAGCAACAGAGGAGGUCUCUGGAAGUAGACUUUGAAAAGAUCAGGCUGUCACUGCAGGAUCAGGUAGACACACUGACGUUCCAGAACCGUAGCCUACGAGACAGAGCCAAGCGUUUCGAGGAGGCUCUACGCAAGAGCACCGACGAGCAGAUAGUGGAUGCACUGGCACCUUAUAAACACAUUGAGGAGGAUCUGAAGAGUCUGAAGGAAGUUCUGGAAAUGAAGAACCAACAAAUUCAUCAGCAGGAGCUGAAGAUUUCCGAGCUGGAAAAAAUAGCUGAAAAGAACGUCCACUUGGAGGAGAGACUGCAGGUUCUACAGCAGCAGAACGAGGACCUGAAGGAGCGAAUAGACAAGAACAUGGCCGUGUCCAGACAACUCACUGAAGAAAAUGCCAACCUUCAAGUACAUGUGGAGAUGGAGAGCAAGGAGAAGAAGCGUCUGAGUCGCACCAACGAAGAGCUGAUGUGGCGUCUUCAGACGGGCGAGUUGAGUCCUCACAUGUCCCCGACCUCCUCCCCACUCCACCGUCCCGCUUCUGGACCAGGCUCCCCUUCUCGCCCACACUCCUACCAUCAAUAACACUGCUCUCUAAAAACCUGCUCUGGUAUCGAUUUACUAUUUUUACUCUGACACUGGAGCUAUUGCUUUGUCAUUUUUAAAAAUGUAGGCCUUUACACAAUGCAAACAUAGAUUGGAUGUUAUAUGGAACACAGCGUCAGUGAAGACAGAUCCCAGGAAUGAUUUAACUGUAUUAUUAACUGCACCUCAAGACUUUUUGCUGUCCUCUACUUCUAGUUCUCAAAAGAAAAAGAAAACUGUAGCAAAGAAAGACCUGAUCCUUGUUGGCAAGCGGGAACAAAGUGUAAUUUCCAUACCUUUCGCCAACAUCUUCUCAGUGUUUUCGUUCGGCGCUCAGGAUGAUGGACCUACAAGACAGCAUCCAAGAAAGUUUGACUGAGAACACAGGAAGCUCCUUUGUUGUCCAGUCUCUGCCACCAGCAACAGUGUAGGUCGUCUACGGUACAUUUUUUUUCUUAAAGUGUGGAUUAGUGUGUCGGGCUUUUUAACAGUUUCCUGUUUCAGGAGUUGACGGUCGGCUGCCUUCUUAUCUUUAACUCCAUGUUAACGUUUCAUCUGACUGACAUCCAGUGCUGUCUCUGUCGCAUGUUCUGUCUUCCAGUUUUAAUAAUCAUUUUAUUUGUACGAUGACUGAUGAGCUGAGGCUUCAGAGUUCUGGAGACUUCAACCUAGCUUUGUCCAUUUGCUCAUCAGUGUAUGUCCAGAACAAACCAGAACAGGUUAAAGAGUGGCUCGAAUGUGCUCCACACUCCACACUACAGGCAUUGUUGUCCUGAAGUAUAGGGUUCUGAGUCCAGGUCACCAAAGGAAAGUCUGAGUGGACCUGAGGUUUGGUCUAAUUAUU
Cynoglossus semilaevis (tongue sole) is the source of this 2200-nucleotide messenger RNA. Its product is annotated as microtubule-associated tumor suppressor candidate 2. The annotation marks the transcript as partial. Gene Ontology annotation, molecular function: microtubule binding. The record is from RefSeq and is a predicted model, not a curated record. The transcript is spliced from 11 exons. NCBI's taxonomy places the organism in Eukaryota, Metazoa, Chordata, Actinopteri, Pleuronectiformes, Cynoglossidae. Gene Ontology annotation, cellular component: nucleus; cytoplasm.